Molecule: messenger RNA, 4554 nt
Organism: Amoebophrya sp. A120
Lineage: Eukaryota; Dinophyceae; Syndiniales; Amoebophryaceae
Source: the annotation of a GenBank genome assembly
UGUUGAGAUUACGCUCAGCGGAAAAUGUCCGACGCAAACGCGAAGCGCAGAGGCUUGACGUUGCAGUCGACGCAGACGGGUCGACUACAACGACACCGGAAGAAGAGGGUGCUGGCACGGGAACAACAUCUACCUUGGGCUAUAAGCGCGACGAGAACGCUGAGCUGCCUGCCACAGAAGAUGACGAGAACAAUACUAGUGCGACUACACCAGCUGCUUGGUCACAGUAUGUGGGUCUUUUCGAGGAAGCGCUCGAGAGUCUCGGAGACGACCGAAGUCUCUUUUGCAGCCGCGUCCCGAGUUGCGAGCCUGGUGCCUGUUUGAUGGAGCGUGGCGAGGAUUUUCUCCCACACGACACGGAUACGAAGCAUGGGUACGCUGCGGUUAGUGGAUUGGACAACGCAGUGGCUUCCGCCACAGACGAUGAAGAGAACGACGUGACAAGCGAUAGCCCUACUUCAUCCGGCGCGGAAGUUGCAGAGGCCCCAGGGGACCACGACAAACAACGCCCUGCGUCUUUGGUAAAUGAUGAUGAACCAGACUCGACUAGAACCUCCAGCUCCACGACCACCACGUACCUAGGUCCACAGCAGCGCGCGAAGAAUCUUUUGAAUCUCUGCACGACACGCAAGUCGGGAUCUAGAUCGGACCAGCGAUCCGCAGUGAACAGAUAUUUCGAAACGCUGACCCCGAUGGACAUCGUCGAGAAGCUUGGCGCCCUGGCCAAUUUGAAAACACACGGCGGAUACAACGGAUACUCCCUUGAAUAUUAUCACCGGAAAAUUACGCAGCACCAGAGCCAGUAUUGCGAGUGCGACUAGGACGGCCGAUUAGCUCCUUUUUCUUUUGCAUUGAUUUGCUUCGGUAAAACCUUCCCUCAGCCUGCAGCUCCAGGAGUGCUUUUGUUCGGCUCUCGACCGACUAAGAAUCGUCCAUGUAUUGAUGCAUCUCUUCGUAGAAGUUAGUCCGUUGCUUGUUUAUUUUUCCGUCUAAGUAAACAUGUUAUGGCCGUUGUUCCGCGUUCUGAACCAGAAGUACUUUCGAAGAUUUCCGGAUCGGAUAUGGGAAACGCGCGGGUACGAGACUUUUCUCGUGCACGGAUCCGACCGGUAUCCAAAGGGUGUGGUGCGGUUCGGCAUACCAGAUGUGUUCCAGCUUUCUUCUCCAACGGAACAGCAUCUCCAGCGCGUGGACGACCAGGACCACCCCAGCAGCGUCGUCGCAGAAAGUUCUUCUUCGACCGCCGCGCGACCAGAGGAUAGUGAGCGACCACCUGCAACAAAAGCACAGAAUAAGAAUUUCACCGCGGUAACGGUGACGGAGGUGACUAACUUUCUGUCCACCAUGAUCCGCGAAAAGGUGAUCCGCAUUCCGGAUCGGGACGCGAGCAACAUCUGGUUUCGCCGGGGCAACCCGAGUAACGACCUGAUCGCGUCCCGCACGGGGCGGCCGAUCGAGGAUUUUCCGUUCGUGUCGAACCUGAGCGGGAUCAUUCAAGACGAGGACAGUGUGGAGUUUUACCACCGCCAGACCUGGCGGAAAGCCUUCGCGGAAGAGGUGGAUCGGGAGAAGGAACGACUGGGCGCAACUGGUGAUCAUGGUGUUCUUCGUAGUGAAGGAGAGGAUCUUCAAGGACGUGAUCAGGUGAACGAACUACAAGCGCCCGACGAUCUUCAGAGCAGUACACCGUCAAUAUCCUCCUCGAGCCGUUUUGCUGUUGAACACGAGCAAGAUGACAAGCUCCCUUUCGACCCCUACCACGUUUUCCCGGUGAAUCCCGUGAAGGAGUUUAGCAACACGAUCGUGGUCAUGGCCUCAGAGUGGCAGAACAUCAGUCACUUCACGCGGAUGGUGAUCUGGUUCUUCGAGCUCUUCACCAGUGACUGGUUUUUGACCUGGAUCGAGCGGGAAAACCUGCAGCCCUUUAUCCUCCCAACGAAAUUUCUGCAGGACUUUCACUCGCUGUUGCCGCACAACAAGUUCCUGCUGGACGUUUUGUUCAAGCACUUGCGCGAGAAAUUCGCCCACAUUUGGAGCGCGGUCGAGUUCUGCAUGUACCUGGAUCCGCCCUACUUCAUGGAUUACCACGGGCCUCUGGACAGGGAAUUCAUCAAAACAAGCAUCACCGGGAGACACUGCAUCGAUUGGAAGUACGACCCGCUACCGAAAACAUCUUCGAACACCGACGUUAACGGCGAUGAAGUAGAGAGUAGGAGUGAAGAUGUUGAUAGUUCCAUGAGCAAGUUUGACGCGUCGAAGCAAAACGUUCCCAUGUAUGAUACGGAACGGCAGCACCAGUUUUUGCUUUAUGGCUACGAUUACGCGGUGCCGAAAGAAGAAAUGGAACACGACGGAGGCAGCGCCGAGCACACCGAUGGCACAUCACCUUACGGAAUAGACGCUGAGGACGCGGACGACGAUCAUGGUUCAACAUCUUUGCUCACCACGCCACACGAGACGGCGCAAAAGCCUCAUCAUAGCCUUUCAGCCAACGAGGUUGCACAGAGUGAUGCAGCGGCUGUUGAAGCAACAUUCGAGACAGCGCCUGAGCAGAAUGCUGCUGACGCUUUCCGAGAUAGUAGCCUAGGCGAAGUCAUGCUCGACGACGAGGAGCGAGCCUUUUACGCGGGUGCUGAUCCGCCCCACCUGCUCUCUAUGUCGACUACGAGUGGCACGAGGGAACCACCACGCCAGAGACCAGGUUCUUCACCUAUAGAACCAUCAAAUAACGGGGGAACAACUUUUCGAAAGAGAAAGCGGAAGAGAUUGAAAUUUCUUUCAGCCGCGGUUACCACAAUCCAGGAGGUUGGAUAUCCGAGUUUCGUCGUGCAGCGCGCCCACGACGGUAUCAGCACCCCAGAAGCACUGGCACGAUUCCGGGAGCUGGUCUGGGCGGAAUGCGGAAUCAUAAACCAGGACAGCCACCACGUGCAAGAUCCAACGAGCAAAAGAGAACUACAACCGGAUAGUACUAGAAGAUCCGCACCAGACCAGAAUCUUGAAAAGGGAAUGCCGCGAAGAACGUCAAGCAGCAAGCUUCUGGUCUUGUUUAUGGAAAAAGAUGGCAACAACCGGCAGAUCACGAACCUGCAGGAGAUUUUGCAGAGAUUCCAGCUGCAAUACAAAGAAUUUCGCACGCAAAUCGAGUUUCAGCGCGUGAAGAUGACCUCGAAGACGCCCUGCGAGCAGAUGCGGUUGAUGCACCGGGCCUUCAUCGUGAUUGCCAUGCACGGAGCCGACAUCGUGAACACCAUUUUCAUGCGACCGGGCAACAAAAGUUACAUGAUCGAAAUCAGUCUCGGCGAAGGGGCCGCGGUCGCCGCCACCGGUGCGGAGAAGGACGAAGUGGGAGAGCAGAAACGUGGUAGUUUACGAAAUGUAGAGCCUGAAGAUCGUGCAGACAUAAAUUCAGUGGAAAAGCAGGAAAAGAAAUCACAGGAUCACUGGCGGUGCGACGCGUUGAAGGGCAUGAUGUGGCAAGAGAUGGAACCUUGGGUGUUCCGCACCGCAGAUAGCAGCAUAUCCCUUUCCUGGGACCGGACGCAGAUAUUCCCUGGAACUCAAGCAGUCCCAUCCAAUUUGUCAUGCAGGACAUGGUCGUGCGCGCGCGCGCGCGAGUGAAGUGGGAGCCGACUUUUGUCAUGCAAAAUGUGGUUGGGGAUGAACGAUUUUCAGCGAAUAGCAGAACUCCUAUGCCCACCACGAGGUUCUGCGGCGUCGCCGGCUGUACCCCGACCGGUACAAGGAAAUCCAUUGCAAAAGGCUUGGAAAUGACACCAUCGCCACGUACUACUCGGCGGGUGAUGAAAAAAAUCUCGAUCCAUAUCUUGCUACGGGUAGAGCGGAAGGAAGUCAAGAAACUGGUGUUCCGAUCAGCACAACAAGAGCUGCCGCACAACGCCAGGUGCCAACAACAAGUCCGACAUCGUCAAGCCCGCACUACGAUCGGUUGCCGAGCCGUCGGAGCAUGGGGUACUACUCAGACUUCUUGCGGAAAGCGGGGGUCACGUACGACAAUCUGCAAAUCGGGGUUCCCGACCUGCCGUUGGACAACCCCUACGACGACUUUGGCGAGGAGCGAUUCCGUGGCGUCCAUCUGACGGAAGAGUUUUCCAAGCGCCUGGCGCUCGGAAGGGAUAGAAAUUUGACUGUGCCGUAUUCAGUUCUGGAGUCUCUGGUCCGCCCAAAAAUCCAGUAUGGACUGAAGCAUUUCGUUGUCUAACUGCAAGUGAAAGAACAAGAAACUCCUCGCUCAUCUCCCAUAACUCCCCUCUGCGAGGAAGCUGCUAAGACCAGAAGGAGCUGGCACGACUUCACACAGGUCUUCUAUUUCGAAAAGAGGUGGAGGUGCCAGCACAGAAUCAGCAGCAGAUCCUGAUUGUGUAACAGCUACAGCCACCCAGACUAAAGAACAUCAUUGAGGAUCAUCUUCGAGGAAAGAGCGGUUGGUAGAACACAGGUGCCUUUACCUGAUAGAUUGACGCUCGUAUCUUUCUUGGCCUACAGAUCUGAAAUCGGGCACUUUCAAACAUUGAUUCGCCACAUAAUCCGCAU